CUUAGAGUCUAUGCUCUCCCACCCUGUCAUUGAUCAACUCUCGAUCCCCGGAGCGUUGAGUUCCUUUCAAACAAUAUAUUUGCAGGACAGGUAUAUGAUGAGUGCACGGUUCUUCCACCCACUGUCCCUCUGUCCUAAUGCCUCACUUCCGCCCAUGACAUUCCACCCUACCUUGAACUCCAUCCCAUAUAAACUUGGCCAGGCAUACCUGCACAUAGUCAGAAUGACUGAACCUGAUCCCUCCCCACCAUGCACAUACCCCACAAACCCCAACGAGCCCUCUCUACCUGUCUCAAGAACAACGGGCGCCUGAAUGCCACCAGGCACAAGCAGGGGUCUAAGGUUGGGCGACUCUAUCAUGGAAUUCUCUGCAGGAAAGAAGGUACGGUACAAGGCCGCGUCAGCAGAGACGUUCUUGAGAAAGGCUGCUUCCUAGCCACACGCCACUGGCAAACCCCCCGCAAGGUCCACCUGCAGGUUUGACUGCACUGCUGUACGUUGAUAUUUGCUGAAUCCCAAGGGGAGUUUUCCGCGGGAACAGAAGAAGUCGUUCGAGCUGAUUAGGCCCAAUGAAAAUACUGAAGUUGCUAGCCAAUAUGACGUUCCCCCGUACUGCGGGUGUAUGAACUUACUUUCUCAUGCACGGAGGAGUGCUUACGUAUAUUUGAUGAGAUACCCAGGUCACGGUAGGUGUGUUGCUCCGGUGGUAGGAGAGGGGUGGCCGUGGGCUUGGUUGCUUGCGCGAUCUAGCAGCCUGUUUAAAGCAAGUCGAUCAAGCAGAUGCUUGUAGUUAUCGUCAAAGAAAGAUGGCUUGUUGAGGGGAAAGUAGGAAGAUGCGAUUCUCGCUGGCGGUCGUCAUCGUGCCUUGAAAUAACAACUGCGUACGCCGCUAUGAUCUAUGAUGUUCCGGAGCCGUUUGUCCUUGCGCAAAGACAAGCUAUUCGAAAUAAUCGUCAGCAAGCAAAGUUGGCGACGCAGACAGUGGUGAGUCAGGCGAAUUGGAAUGUUGUCGCAUCCCGCGAUGAGGGCGAUGUUAUCGAAAGCGCAGUUCGAUCAAUGCAGUGUUCUGGAUGGUUAGGCCAAUGAUGGAGUGAAAGGAAAAUAAACCAGGUGUAGACCUCAGGAUGUAGCAGGCUACCUAAUUGAGAAACACUGUUACUUCCUUCUGAGGCCAAAGCGAUGUUUCCUGGAUGUAAACGCUUGCGAUUUUCACUUCGGGUGGCGGCCACUUCUCCUACCAAGCCUAUACUCACUGUGUACUUGAUAUAUUGUUACUCUGUCGGGUAUAAUUUUUUAAAAAACAGUGAAUUGACAGUAA
Molecule: messenger RNA, 1318 nt
Organism: Blastomyces dermatitidis ER-3
Lineage: Eukaryota; Fungi; Ascomycota; Eurotiomycetes; Onygenales; Ajellomycetaceae
Exons: 1
Coding region: 781-1086 (101 amino acids)
Source: RefSeq, a predicted model, not a curated record